AUGACAUUCUUCUUUUUUCUUUCUCGUGCCUUAUCCUUCCAGGACAUUGGCGACCAUCGACCCCCACAAAACCCGAUCUUUAACACUUUGUACCAAUCUAUCAAACCAUUCUACAUUAAGUUUCCAUCAUGCCUUUCCACAAACAUUGAGUACGUUCUCACUCCCACCCCAGUCAUAAUCAUCAUCAGGAGCAGCAGUUCCAAAGACCGCCUUGACCCCCACGUGACUGAUGACGUUAAGUCACGUGAUUCGGGUGCAACAUGGGUGGAAAACAGACGGUGCAGAGGAUCUUACAGCAUUAACAAGAGAGAGGAUAGCCAGCCAAACAGACCACCACCACUGUUUCCUUACGUCACUGAGAACUCCAGUAUGAUGAAAACACCUAUCCACAUAAACAACAAACCCAACAAAAUGAUCAGCAUCUCAACCAACAACAACAACAACACAAACUUCAAAAAUAAGAUGAACGACGAGAUGAACAAGACGAACGGAAACAUGAAACUGAUGAUCAGCUCAUCAAAUGAGACAGGUUUCCUGGAAGAUUAUGAUACGAGAAGUCAGUGCUGCAAGUGUGCCGCUGAGUUUGUAUUUCAUAAAAACAACAACAUCUACAGUAACAACAUGAAUAAGUGUGGGCCGGAAGAGCAAUAUGAACAUUUUUCCAAAUCGGACAUGAAAAACAACAAUAACAAAGUUUUACCAAACAACAGACAAUCACAAGAGCACCAACAAACUUAUUCAUAUCAACAGCAACAACAACAACAGCAGCAGCAACAACACCCACAACAACGUUCAAGUCGUCGUAUUUCAGUAAUCGGUCGACACAAAAACUUCCAGGCAGUCAACCACUCGUCGUUGUCUUCCUCCUCCUCCUCAUCAUCCUCGUCAUCAAUGAUGUCAUCGUCAUCCAUUCCAUACAUGCCACCAUCAUCGUCUUCGACGUCAUCUUCUUACAAGACAUCAUCCUCAAUGUCUUCAUCCUCAUCUAUACCUUCCAACUCUUCAACUACAGAUCAAAAGUUCAACGAUGGCUCUUCCUUCAACAUUAGUUGUGCAGAACAGUACGAUUUUGAAGAUUUCAAAGAUGACGAUGAUGAAGACGAAAGAGUUGAUGGAGAUGAAGAGGCUGAUGAAGAUGUUGCUACUGAUAAUGAUGGAGCUGACGUCGUGCUUACGUCAUUUUUGUCCUCUGCUCAUUGGAUGACUGCCAACAACAACAACAGCAACAACAACAACAACAGCAACAACAACAACACUAUUGUUACUAAUAAUGACAGUAACAACAACAAUGACAAUGACUACAGCAACGACAUCAACAACAUUAAAAAAUUGAAUGACAGGAAUUUCGCAUCAGAGUCUCAAACCGGCUUUCAUUUAGAAAUGAUGAAGUAUAGAAGACAUGAACUGAUGAAGAAAAUGUUCGCCAGGACAUCAAGUGAGAUUAUAACAGUCUGUAAAAUCCAUUCAUAUGAGGUGAUUCUUGCAAGAACACAAAGCACCUACGUGAUCUCCAUCAGCCAACUCUUCCUGUGGAAAGUUGUGACAUGCUUCAUUGCCGACAAGAAACAACAGACUCCACCAUAA
This is a messenger RNA of Helobdella robusta, 1584 nucleotides long. RefSeq lists its product as hypothetical. Lineage: Eukaryota; Metazoa; Annelida; Clitellata; Rhynchobdellida; Glossiphoniidae. The transcript is spliced from 7 exons. The record is from RefSeq and is a predicted model, not a curated record. Bases 1 to 1584 code for a protein of 527 amino acids.